AUGUCGACACUCACUGAAAUCACAUCUGAGGCCGACUUCUCGUCGCAUCUUUCUUCCCUAUCACCGUCUGCCUUGGUCGUCCUAUACUUCCACACUCCAUGGGCUGCUCCUUGCGCCCAAAUGGGUGCAGUGCUUUCAGCCCUCGCUUCGCAGUACCCCGCCACUGCCCCGCCCACCAUCUCGUUUGUCAGCAUCAACGCGGAGGAGCUGCCUGAUAUUUCGGAGGAAUAUGACGUUUCUGCCGUGCCAUUCGUCGUGUGCCUACGUAGCGGCCAUAUUUUGGAAUCAAUCAGCGGCAGUGACGCCGUGAAGGUUCGUGACGCUGUCGAGCGCCACGCCGGCCGCGGAAAUGUUGCGGGUGCCGUCGGCCCCAUGGACAGUGUGAAGGCUAACAUUCCCCCACCGCUGUCUGCUGUUCCUCGUGAGGACGGUCCCCUCACUGCAACUCAAGCUCCCGUUACCGCUUCGCAGCCCCCUUCUGCUGAUGCGGCGAACGCAACCCCUGUUGCGUCUGCCCCAGCGUUGACACCCGAACAAUCCCGGGAGGCACUCUUUGCCCGCCUCGAACAAUUGGUCAAGGCAGCAUCUGUCAUGCUGUUCAUGAAAGGAACUCCGAGCAACCCACAGUGCGGAUUCAGUCGGCAGCUGGUUGGUAUUCUACGCGAGCGUAGUGUUAAGUACGGAUUCUUCAACAUUUUGGCCGAUGAGGAUGUGCGACAGGGUCUGAAGGAGUACGCUGAGUGGCCCACUUUCCCUCAAUUGUGGGUGAAUGGUGAAUUGGUUGGUGGAUUGGAUAUUGUCCGCGAGGAAAUCAACAACGACCCCGAUUUCCUCACUGAUCACUCAGUCAGUAAGCCCACCGCGGCUGCUUGA
Molecule: messenger RNA, 873 nt
Organism: Penicillium coprophilum
Lineage: Eukaryota; Fungi; Ascomycota; Eurotiomycetes; Eurotiales; Aspergillaceae
Product: PICOT family protein
Exons: 2
Coding region: 1-873 (290 amino acids)
Molecular function (GO): 2 iron, 2 sulfur cluster binding
Source: RefSeq, a predicted model, not a curated record